AUGUUGAGGCCAGCAGCCCUAAUCCACUCUUGGGGUCCAACGCACAGACCAAAUGUAAUCUCUUGUCCUUCACAGAACAUCAGGAUCCGCAGUGUGCAGGGUGACAUGUACUGUACGAAAUCUGGAAAGAAAUUCUAUGGCCAGGUCUUGGAGAGGUUUAUGUUAAUUGACCAGGAGCAGGUGGUGGCAGGCUCCUACAGCUUCACCUGGCUCUCAGGACAAGUGCAUCUCAACUUUGUAACCCUGAGUAUGGGGGAAAUAGUGCAGGAAUUCGAUGAAGAGUUUCGAUGUCUUUACGCAGAAUCAAAACCAAUCGACCAUUUCAUCAACUCAGAUGAGGAUCACGGUCAUUAUUCAUUCAGGAGAAGAGAGGAUAAGAAAUCCCUCAAACAGAAGGGGGUGCCUGAGGCAGCCCACUCAAACCCUUCCAGCACCCUGUCCGGCGACAGUCAUGGCAGCAUCAAAAAGUCGCCAUAUCCGAGCACUCCAGCUGGUAAAGUACUGCAGGAGCGUAAGCAAACCAGCCCAAGGGCGUCCAUUCAGACUCCUCAUACCUUUGAAUGGAAAUUCACAGGGAACCAGGACUAUAAACCUAAUGGGACACCAGUUAGGCCAGGCUUGUAUGACCUGAAACCCAGCCUAAUCAUCCAUUAUCCAACCCAACCUAAUCAGAGGGGGAAUGUUGUCAGCUCCUCCAGAACUCCCUGGGGACCACCACCACCACCACUAUCACCGACACCAGCAACAACAACAACAAAUUACCUAUCAGUGUGGAAUGAAAAAAGCAAUGCAAUUGUGCAGAAAAGUGACGAGGUUUCCGACGACAGCAAAGGUUUAGAGGGACCAUCUCAAGGGAUGUCGAGAAAGGCAAACCGAAUGACCCUGGGACACAGCAAACUGGAAAUGCUGAAGGAAUAUAAUAUUAAGAUGAAGUCCAAGAAUUUGUACAGUAGGUUUGAGCUACAAAAGCACAAUUCAUAAGUAUGGGCUGCCUUGCCUAGCACCAAGCUGACUCAACAGUGACCUCUUGAGUAAUAGUCCUUGAAACAAAUAAAAUGAUGAAGCAUGUUUGGAAUAGAGUAACUGAAAGUUCUCACCUUGUGCCUGAGAAGAAUAUGACAGGGCUAAAAAAUCGUCGAAACUUGAAAAUAUAUGUACUUCAUUUCUCCCCCCCAUGAAAUGUCCCUCAGAGAAGAAUGAUCACUGUUUCACUGAAGGAAAGAGCGAAGAGGUGCCUCACAGCAUGGAAUGUGUGUUGAUAAACUCAGAAAAGUUGUGCUCUCCUGUUUUUAAAUGGGGGAUCUGAUUCACCAAUGUCUUCUCAAAUCACUGAAUCUCACAUGUUGAAAACAAUGGAGAAUGUUUUGUCUUUGGGACUGUUACCUUUUAGCACGUCACUACUAUGCACAGUUUCAAUGCUAAUUGUCAAACAGUAGAAUGACACUGUAGCCUGUAGGGAGCGAGAGUAGCGCAAGGGAUUCUUUUCUACAAAUUAAGGGUGAGUGAAAUAGGACUCCAGUAUUUAACAAAAAUUCUGUCUAAUUUCUGCAAUUAAAGUUCCACUUAAGUGUUUAGUAUAAAUUCCUUUUAUCCUGUAAUGUAAACUACCUACCCCAUUACAUUCUGUACAUCAAUAAAGGACACAUAUAAGCUCUCAUUUGCAAUAACAUAUUCCCGAUUUCUGUAGAAUUCUUACUCACGUAUACUAUACAAGUAAGAGCUCUGCAGAAAUUGGGAAAGUGACGGUCCAAAGGAGAAAUUGUGUGGAUGUCUUUUGUUGUUGGUGACAAGAUGUUGCAAUACUGUGAUAGACUGGGAGUAGUAUAAUAUGAAAAUGUUCGAAUUAUAGAAAUUAUUAAUAGUUGCCUUUGUAUUAUAAAGGAAUUUACAGGACAUGUCAUGCCACAAAAUCUUGUAAAAAUAGGUUUCCGGCAAAAAUGUAUUGAGGUAUUUUAUAUGAUUUAUAUGUCAAAUCAAUUUUGGACUUGCAGUUUCACUAAUCAGACACAUUUGACUGUACAAUACGCAAUCACUGAACUUUAUGGUAAAUCUAGCUUUUUCUAUGCACUCGAGUAUACCUGUUGAUAGCACAUACGUUUUUAUAUAGUCAGUACAUGUGGAAACCCAUCCCCGUGCUAAAGAAUAUCCACCUAAACUGGGAGUUCCAUAUAACAGUUAGGUUUACACUCCAGGAAUAUGUUUACUUGUUCUGUACAGGCUGACUAUUUGCUAUACUUUGUAAAAUCAUGUGAACUCAUUCAGAAUCAAGUUACAGACACUGUGCCGGGGACGCUGUUUGGCAACAUUGAGCUGAGUAACUAGCAACAAGAAAGGAAAAUUACUACCAUGGAUGGUGUCAGGAUCCUCAAUAAAUUGAACACUACCACACAACACACAGAGCGCAUCGGGUGGAAAGGUGACAGAGGUUAGGCUGGGAUCAGACUGUCCACUGACCUUCUAGAUGGAAGUGUGGCUGAGACAAGGGAACAGAGAGAAGCUUUUAACCAAAAGGCAAUUAAGAUGAGAUGAGCUGCUGGUUUGAAGCUGCUAACUUAUGACUCCACAUCUCACUUUAGAUAAGUAGGGAAUGAAGCAGGAAAGAUUAGUUUAAGAAUGAAUUUAAAUACCUGAAUUAAGGGAAACAGAGAGACCAAAGAAGCUCCAUGGUUCUCAUUUACUUUAUUGAAACUAUAUCAAUGUCCUUGGUGAGCACAUUUACUUUCUUUUAUUUAAGUUUUAAAAAAUCUCUUUAUAAGUUAUUUCCUUUAUAUCUUGCUAUUUUCACUGUUUCCACUGAACAGGCUUGGGGGCCAAGAUCACAAGAUCCUCUCCAUAUCACAAGAUCCCCAACACGGGUUCCAAGGCUCACGUCAUGCAGACCUCUCUCCUGCUAUUGAAAAAUAUUCCCCCUCAUUUUAUAGCCAUACAUAGAAAGGUAAAACACAUGUGAUCAUCUCUUUGCUAGAAUGGGGGGGGAAGUAAAGCUCAGGUUAGCUUUAGCUGCAGAUGUAGACCACAUGCAAAAAGAUGAGGAGUAUUUCUGAGCUUUUACAUUAUGGAAGAAGAGAUGGGAUUAUCAUGCCCUGGAAACAUCAGACCGAGGGGAUCAGGACAAAGGGGGAAGAGAAUUGCCUUAGAUUCGAACCAAACAGUUUAGCCUAAGGCCCUCGGCCAAACUCACAGGCCUGAAAUGGGAAUAGGACCAGGGAGGUUUAGGCAUUCAGCCUACAAUGUAGCCUUUGGACUGAAUUGUGCCCCUGAAAAUAGUUUCUCUUUUACUGAUGUAUAAGCACUAAUCAUAUAUCAACAACACAGUACCUCGCUUUUCCCCCAAUACGUGUGUGUAAAUAAUAUCUGCCCACCUACAUAUGUUUAAAGAUGCUCAAUUCUCUACACAUAACCAUUUAAUAUCUAUUUUCAUAAAGAAUGUCAUUCCACGGAAAUGGGUGAUUUGAGAAGGUGAAUCACAUUGGCCCUGUUGCAACCUUUAUUGACAUGAGGAAUCUCUUGAGCUUCGAUACCACAGCUGAAGCUCACUGAAUGAAACUCUCAAUAACUUACGGCAGCAAGAGUUUGUUGCUGAGUAACCAGUAACAGCUCAGGCGUUGUCUGCUUGACAAAAGCUAACUGCUGUAUAUUGAGAACCAUUUUAGCUUGGUGUAAGGUAGCACUUUUUAAUAUUUUAUUAGGUCUCUGUCUUUGUACUUGUUAAUAUGUAAAUUGAGCAAGGAUAUGGACUAAUCUGUCAGUUGAGCGUGUCGCAAAUUAUAGUUCAUUGUAAGCAAGGGGUCCUGGGAAUCCAUAAUGCUGACUUUAAAUUGCUUGAUACAGAUCAUUGCUAAGCAGAUCCAUGGAAUCUCUACUGCUUCGUAACCUUGUUAAAACAUAAUUAAUUAUAUAGUAUAUAUAAACAUUAUUAAUGUUUUAAUCUCAUUAAGGGAGGAAGGGAGGAAAAUUGUGUUUUCAGUUUGAUUGAAGUUUAAUAGAUGCAUUUAGAUUCUUACACACUACCAAUGCUAGAUUGCUCAUAAUCUUUGAGAGGGCUGGACUAAUUCAGUUUCCAAAAUGGUUAGAUCCCCAGUUGUUACCUGUCUGCAAUCAUAGUUUUGUUGCUUCUGGUAUUUAUCUCCUUGUAUAUCAAAUCAACUCUGUACUUGAUGUUUCACUAAUCAGACACAUUUGCCUAUAAAAUACACAAUUGCUAAAUGUUACAGUAAAUCCUGUG
Callorhinchus milii (elephant shark) is the source of this 4225-nucleotide messenger RNA. Its product is annotated as protein FAM83C. The transcript is spliced from 2 exons. The record is from RefSeq and is a predicted model, not a curated record. The coding region runs from base 1 to 981 and encodes 326 amino acids. Lineage: Eukaryota; Metazoa; Chordata; Chondrichthyes; Chimaeriformes; Callorhinchidae.